AUGUUCACCCGGCUUGUUUGCAUCAGUGAUUAUGAACAACAUGCAAAAUCCAUACUUCCAAAGUCUAUAUAUGACUAUUAUAAAUCUGGGGCAAAUGAUCAGGAAACCUUGGCUGAUAAUAUUGCAGCAUUUUCCAGGUGGAAACUUUAUCCACGAAUGCUCCGGAACGUUGCUGAAAUAGACCUGUCGACUUCUGUUUUAGGGCAGAGAGUCAGCAUGCCAAUCUGCGUUGGGGCUACUGCCAUGCAGCGCAUGGCUCACGUGGAUGGGGAGCUUGCAACUGUGCGAGCUUGCAGGUCACUGGGAACGGGCAUGUUGUUGAGCUCCUGGGCCACCUCCUCAAUUGAAGAAGUGGCAGAAGCUGGUCCUGAGGCACUUCGCUGGCUGCAGCUGUACAUCUACAAGGACCGUGAGGUUACCAAGCAGCUGGUGCGGCGGGCUGAGUGGAUGGGCUACAAGGCCAUAUUUGUGACGGUGGACACACCUUACUUGGGCAACCGCUUCGAUGAUGUGCGUAACAGGUUCAAACUGCCACCCCAACUCAGAAUGAAAAAUUUUGAAACCAAUGAUUUAGCAUUUUCUCCCAAGGAAAAUUUUGGAGACAACAGUGGACUUGCUGCAUAUGUGGCUAAAGCAAUAGACCCAUCUAUCAGCUGGGAGGAUAUUAAAUGGCUGAGAAGACUGACAUCCCUGCCCAUUGUUGCAAAAGGCAUUUUGAGAGGUGAUGAUGCCAGGGAGGCAGUUAAACAUGGUUUGGACGGGAUCUUGGUGUCAAAUCAUGGGGGUCGACAGCUCGACGGGGUGCCAGCCACUAUUGACGUUCUGCCAGAAAUUGUGGACGCUGUGGAAGGGAAGGUGGAAGUCUUCCUGGAUGGGGGUGUACGGAAGGGGACCGACAUUCUGAAAGCUCUGGCCCUGGGAGCCAAGGCUGUGUUUGUGGGGAGACCGAUCAUUUGGGGCCUGGCUUUGCAGGGAGAGAAAGGCGUUCAGGAUGUCCUUGAGAUACUGAAGGAAGAAUUCUGGUUGGCCAUGGCUCUGAGUGGGUGCCAGAAUGUGAAAGUCAUCGACAAGACAUUGGUGAGGAAAAAUCUUUUGGCCGUUUCCAAGAUCUGA
Messenger RNA from Globicephala melas (long-finned pilot whale), 1113 nucleotides. RefSeq names its product hydroxyacid oxidase 1 (gene HAO1). Gene Ontology annotation, molecular function: FMN binding; oxidoreductase activity. Gene Ontology annotation, biological process: fatty acid alpha-oxidation. Gene Ontology annotation, cellular component: peroxisome. The record is from RefSeq and is a predicted model, not a curated record. NCBI's taxonomy places the organism in Eukaryota, Metazoa, Chordata, Mammalia, Artiodactyla, Delphinidae.